AUGCAUUGGACUCGUCAACGCACCCUUCCACUUGCGAAUUUCAUGGUGCUCAACGCAAUCUAUCAUUCCCUUUCCAUUUUUCUGCUCCAUCAAAGACUCAUUUCUGAUGCCCGCCUCCGCUCAAAGACGCCUCGGCACUCCUGGGAAAAGUGCACAGCCGCAGGGCAGAUGACAUCUUCCAUUGCCCAGCCAUACAAAGCAGCAUAUGGCCUCAUCAAGGCACCGUACAUCAUGGGCUACAGCAUCUACGUCGCUGGGACUAUUCAAGUACGCAAUGUUGCUGGAGACGCGGCAGGCAAUUCCGACCAUAAACAACUCCUCGUCUCAACCAUCGACUACCUGGAUGACAUGUGCAAUGCAAAUGAAGGAGUCAAACGGCUACUUAUCAUCAUCAGACAGCGAAUGAAAGCCAACAAAAUCGAUCCUGGAUAUGACCCUCUCCCUAUAGCGCCAGCAGUCGAGACAUUCGACCUCGAGAUGAUCUUUAAUAUGUUUCCACUAGACCGGAAGUCCGGUGUCAAUGAUAUGAAUAAUAUGGCAAAUAUCGACUACUGCUUGGAUCCUUUAUUUGGCCUGAUGAAUUAUCCUUGCGAGGACUUCCCGAGCCCUAAACUUCUGAUGGAUGAUUCUAUGAUUUAG
This is a messenger RNA of Aspergillus wentii DTO 134E9, 639 nucleotides long. Its product is annotated as fungal specific transcription factor domain-containing protein. The record is from RefSeq and is a predicted model, not a curated record. The transcript is spliced from 2 exons. NCBI's taxonomy places the organism in Eukaryota, Fungi, Ascomycota, Eurotiomycetes, Eurotiales, Aspergillaceae. Bases 1 to 639 code for a protein of 212 amino acids.